AUGUCUGCCACAGCUCGGCAUGUGAUGUCGAGCAUCCCUCCGAUGUUCAAAGGCAAAGCAAUAAAUGCAACAAAAUUAGGAGGCGAAAAACACACCAACGACAAAAUCCAGGGUUUCAAAACUCAAAACAAUCGAACAGGCGGAAGAUACCUUGAUCAGUUCAAGCAUCAGGCCAUUGUCGACCUUCACGAACUCUGCGUCGAAUUCCUUCAGCUUGUCCUCGUCUUUCUCCUCUACGUGGCGCCGGCAGUACUCAAUCACCUUCGAAAGCACCUUGGACGAGACGUUUGGGAGCGGGAUGGCGUUGGCGGCGCAGCCGUCCUCGAUCAUGUGCUUUAUCGUCUGCGACUCGCCGGCGACCGACUCAUCCACCUCGAACAGCUCCCCGUCGGAGAAAAUACGAGUCCAGAAAGCGAGGGAUUGGGGUUAUGA
Striga asiatica is the source of this 432-nucleotide messenger RNA. Lineage: Eukaryota; Viridiplantae; Streptophyta; Magnoliopsida; Lamiales; Orobanchaceae. The record is from the annotation of a GenBank genome assembly.